AUGUCUAUCGCAAAGUCUCGACCAUAUCGCUUCGUUGUUGGACCCAAAAGAGAGGCAUACUUCUUGCAUCCCAAGCUGGUAUCUCUGCACUCCGGGUACCUCGGUGCAUUAAUCGACGCCGACUGGAGUGGUGAGCGCACAGCCUGCAUUGUGCUCGACGAUGUUAGAGAGGAUACUUUCGCCAGCGUUGCGGAGUACCUGUACACAGGAGACUACACCUCGGCGUCGUACAGGGUGACGGUCAUUGAGGACGACAGUGGAGAUCUUGACAGCGAUAUGAUUGUUACUCCACCAACGACUGUAGACGGCCACGACGCUGAUUCGAGACUUCGAUCUGCCCAGAAGUCUGGUCAAGCAAAGACAGCCCUGGCCGAGCGACCUAUCACGCAAGGUGUCUGGGAAUUCUCGGGGCCAAAUCACUCACCUGUCGAGAAGAGCAAAGAGAAAGACGUAUCCGAUUGGGACGAAUCAAAUCCAGAACUUAUGACAAAAGAGUCUCCGGUAUCGCCAGUGGUCGAUCUGGAUGAGUGGGCAAGUUACACCAUGAAAUCAAUGAAAGUCAAAGCCAAGAAGAGGGCGGCAAUGUGGGCUGAGCCAGAGCCAACUUUAGAGCCCGAAGCCGACGAGCUAUUCACUACUCCGGGGCUUCGCGCGUGCUCCCCAAUCAAUGAAACGUCUGAGGCGAGGCACAUUACUCCUUCUGCUGCGAAGCCAACCCGCGAAGCCGCAAUGUGGACAGCAUUCACGGCUCGACAGUAUGAGCUUGAGCACCGUCCAACGCCUGUCGCAGUCAGAGCCAACCUCAAUGCAGACGAAGGCUACGAUGUCGUCUUCCUGAGUCAUGCUCGCAUCUUCAUGUGUGCCAAAGCCUGGUUUAUCGAAGGCCUUGCCAAGCUCGCACUAAAAAGACUGCACGAGACUUUGACGAGUUUCACUUUGUACUCAGAGAGAGUCGGUGAUGUCGUCAAGCUUGUCGAGUAUGCCUACAGCAGAUCCUGCAUGGGAUGCGUUGGUGUGCUUGAUCUCCGCGACCUUGUGAUGCACUAUGCGGCAUGCAAAAUCGCUAGGCUAGUGAGCGACCAGCGCUUCCAGGGCGUUUUGCAGGCUGAAAACACGGCUGGGGUUGAUCUGGUGAAAGAACUCGUCGAGGACUUGGUGUAA
Molecule: messenger RNA, 1161 nt
Organism: Fulvia fulva
Lineage: Eukaryota; Fungi; Ascomycota; Dothideomycetes; Mycosphaerellales; Mycosphaerellaceae
Exons: 2
Coding region: 1-1161 (386 amino acids)
Molecular function (GO): protein binding
Source: RefSeq, a predicted model, not a curated record